CCUUAUAACCAGCAAGCGUGUUGUACAAGCGCUUACACAAGAACACUGGAUCAGUCCACGGUUCACCAAUUACUCUGGAAACGAACUCUGGCUGUAAACUUGAAGGAUUACAUUGGUGCUUUUGCAUAGAAAGAAGAAAAAGUGAUAAUGGAUUUUCUUAAUCAUAACUAUUUGAGUGCGCGCAACCCUUAUGACUAUACGUUCAAUUUUUGGAACGACUAUUUGGGUCUCUCGACGUUGGUGACGAAGAAUAGCAAGCAUAUGAUGCCCCAAAGUCCAAACUCCAUCACCGAGUCUUUGAAAGCAACUCUGGGGUUGGAUGACUCCCCGACAUGUGCGUGCGUAAUCUCUGGCAGUGGUGAAGGCGGACAUCUGGACUGCUGUUGUCCAUCCGCGAGCCCACCGCCUACCUCCAUCCUGGACUUGAAGGAGCGCUUUUCAAUUCUGAGCCCAUUCCAAAACCAAAUCGGUGGCGUCCCACUACAAGACCGGGACUUGGGCUUCGGAGGAAGCUUCGCGGGAUUUGACCUGUUCGGUGUGGAGAGGAAGACGCGCAAGCCAACGUCGAGGAAUAAACAGGAGCCCAAAAUCUGCGUCUUCUGCAGGAAUAACGGUGCCCCGGAGGAGGUAUAUGGCUCCCACGUUCUGAAGACUCCGGACGGGCGGGUGGUUUGCCCCAUUCUUCGGGCUUAUACCUGUCCUCUUUGCAGUGCCAAUGGCGAUAAUGCGCACACAAUUAAGUACUGUCCACUCUCCAAAGACCAACCAGCCCAGCGACCAUUAAAGGGAGGGAGGGCGGUGGGUGGUAAGCGAAUGAAAAUAUUCUAGAGAGAUUUUUACACCAGUAUAGAAACUGUAUUGAAUUGCACUGAACAAUUUUCAGAUCACUGUUUAGAUUACGGCUGUAGCCUAUACCCCAGUCAUAACUGCUAGGCUAGCCUAUAUGGUUUCGUAAACAAAAAAACUACAAAAAAAAGUUCUUUUUCCUCCAAAAUCUCUUAUAUUUUUAUAGUUCCUUUAUUCUCAUAGAUUAUUUUAUUCAUUAUACAUUGAAUUAUUUUCUUAUAGUGUGUAGCUAUUUGAGUGCUCACUUAAAUUGACAUACUCAUAAUCAAAACGUGGGAGUAAAUGCUGAGUGUUUUGUGGGGAAUAUGGAUUCAGCAGUGUAAUUGUCAUGUUGCCAGUACAUUUUACUGUAAGAUUAGCAUACAAGCUAUUUCUUUUGUCUUUGAAAACCAAAGUUAAGUUUUGCCAUUAAACCAAGCAUAAGAAUGUUCAUGAAUGAAAACAGUUUCCAUUCAAGAUGUCUGUAAAACAUGGUGUCACUUUGAGGCUCAUUCCUCUGGCUAAUCCACAACACAGUUUCAAACUUGCUCUCAAGUUGAAAUGUAAUAUCUGUAGCAUAAAAAAAGAAACACACACACACACAACAAAACAAUGAAGUCUCUGUUGUAGCCUAGUGUUUUCUGGGUAACUUCAUAACCAAUAGUAUAGCCAAGCCAAAUUACUUUAAUCUCCCAUAUCACAAAGACAGUUUGUUUCAUCACCAGGCUUAUGAAUAAUCAUUACCCAAAUAUGAGAUACCCUUGAUGUUUACAUUCCCACGAGAAGGUAACACACUGGAAGUACAGUAAUUGCUUGUAGGUAUCUCUUUCAUGUAGUCAUUCUUUUAUCAACAAUGACAUGUUUUUUUUUUGUUCGUUUUUUUGGUUUACCCCCAAAAAGUUGUCAACAGAGGACUUCACUGGGGAGACAAUGAGUUUUCUGCAGUAGUGGGGUCAAGAGAAUAUGUCCUUCACAAAAGAGUGGGAUAGCGCAAAUGAAUGUUAUUAAACAAGCUUUUCUAAAAACUAUGUAUUAGCCCCUUUUUUUGCAUUAUUUCCCCCUGAAUGAAUCCAAAAAAAAAAUGCAAAAGUAUUGUGAAUGUAAUAUGGAAAAGUUGUCACUUGCAGGACUGCACAUUUCUAACUGUUAUGUUUACCAAAGGAUUAUAACAUUUGAAUGAAGUGGAGUAAGAAAAAGCGACUUGCUGUAUUGUAUAUAAGGUUGAGUGACGUUUAUUCAGUAUUUUAACAUUUCAAGUGACUUCAGAGGGUACUACCUCAACAGGAUUUUGUACUUACAUUUAAAUUGUCAACAGCAGUUUAUUAAUAUAGUGCUGCCAUUUAUAAUAAGGGUUUUUAAUAGUAUUUUUGAUCUUUGUAUAACAUAAUUGUAUUUCCUUUUCCUGCAUUCAAACAUGACAAAAGUGAAUUUCCAAUAAGCUCUAAGCAUUGUUCACCAAAAGGUGAUUGUCUGUACAUAGUGAUAUCCAUACUUUUUUUAAGUUUAGUUGUUCAAUGUUACGUUCUUUGUUGGGGGGAGGGUGCCAGAGAAUGGAAUAUAUUGAAAACUGUUGACAAUUUGCCACUUUUAACAAAGGUUUUUUGAUUAAAUGAAAUGAGAAAAAGAAACACUGUUGAACUUUGUUAUUUAUAUUUUACCACAAUGUCCCUGUAUGCUGCUGUGCAGAAUAAUACAAUAUGAUAUAACUAGAGAAAUA
Molecule: messenger RNA, 2542 nt
Organism: Esox lucius (northern pike)
Lineage: Eukaryota; Metazoa; Chordata; Actinopteri; Esociformes; Esocidae
Gene: nanos1
Product: nanos homolog 1
Exons: 1
Coding region: 148-828 (226 amino acids)
Biological process (GO): oogenesis; negative regulation of translation
Cellular component (GO): perinuclear region of cytoplasm
Molecular function (GO): mRNA binding; zinc ion binding
Source: RefSeq, a predicted model, not a curated record